AUGUCAACAGAGUCUGCGCAGGACAGGCAGCAGGAUGGCGAAAGAGGAAGCAGUCGCGAUGCAGAUAGUACACCCACGUUGGAAGCGCCAGUCGCCGUCAAGGUCUUCUCCCCGUCGACAGCUUCCGAGUCCUCGCAGCGGACGGCGACCCAGGAAACAGACUACUUCACCUCACAACUUGCCCUCCCGGCAUUGUCCCGCUCCCCAAGCAUCACACCUGCGCCAAGCGUUAGCACCAGUGCCAGUGAUGUGACCGCGACGGGGCAACUGCAGGUGCCAGACGCAGCAUCGCUCCUGCAUGCAUCCGAGCAGCUACAGCAGCAGCGCCCGGGCCCGCAUACGCAGAUGUCGAGCCGCAGCGUGGAAAGCACGGACAGCGAUGCAACAGUCACUGCGAAAAGUAUGAGAGCAAGCGCGCCCGCGGUGCCACAAUCAAUACAUCCCGGCUUUCCAGACCAGACCUUCGCCGCCAUUCAAAGGCAACAAUAUCCCGUGCGCCAACACCCGCGGCCCGUAGAGCUGUGGCGGCAAAGGACUUCUCAUACGGGCGGGACAGCAGCACGUCCUACUCCGCCAAGCGGAAUACAUACAUUCUCUUCUGCACUGGCGGCCUCGCUACACCCUUCAGCUCCUGGACCCGGCUUGUACACGCCAAACACGGCGACGCCGCCUGAAGAAUACGAUAAUCCGGACACCCCCGGUACGUAUGCAAGUCCUUUCUUGCACUUUACGCACCGGCAGGCGCCGAAGGAGACGCAUGUUGCCGACGUCGACGUCGACCCGAUAUCAGGUCGCAAGCUCAUCAACCACUACGAGAUCAUUGAUGAGCUUGGUCGCGGCACGCAUGGUAAGGUCAAGCUUGGUCGCGACUUACAGCUGGAGAACACGCACGUGGCGAUCAAGAUCGUCGAGCGGUAUUCGAAGCGACGCAAGCUUGGCAAGUUGGUGUCGGCGGCUGAAGACAAGGUGAAGAAGGAGGUCGCGAUCUUGAAGAAGGCUCGUCAUCCCAACGUAGUGGCCUUGCUAGAGGUCAUUGACGAUCCUACUCGGAAGAAGGUCUACAUCGUGCUGGAAUGGGUAGAGCGAGGCGAAAUCCGGUGGCGGGUCAAGGCACCCAAGGAGAUUGCAAUGGUGGAAGCGCGUCGCUACGCUAGCGAGAAGGCAGGUCACGUUGAUGCGAAGAGGACUGCUGAGGACGAAGCCGUUGUCAUUGAGGCACAAAGACGCCUUGCGAAGGAGAAGCGGCGCCGAGCGAGGGAUGAGCGGCAGUAUCUAAAGAAGAGUCUCGAGCUUGUUGGUGAGGAGGUGAGCGAGGAUUCGGAGGACGAUCGUCUGUCUCGGAUCUCAACAGCGACCACCGUCGACUCCGCAGCCGGGCUGUUCGAAGACAGACGUGGGCUUGCGCGUGCUAACUCGCCGUUACCGCCACAUGCGCCAGGCGACUCACUAGGCUUGGAUACUUCGUCGCAGUAUCGCCAAGUGACAGGGCAGCCACAGACAAUGUCACCUGUGCACGCUGCAGUCGACGCUAUGCAUCUGUUCUCCAGAGGGCUCGAGGGCACGAUGUACGGCUCUUACGCCGGCAGCUCCACCGACUCAUCCUGCAUCAACAGCCUGACGAGCAGUAUGCACGAGGCCAGCAUCAGCCCGGCAGAAUACGCUCAUGACAGCGUACUCGAUCCGGAGCUACAGUAUGCACCGAUCCUUACGAUUCGGGAUGCACGAGUAGCGUUCAGGGACACCUUGCUCGGUCUGCAGUACCUGCACUAUCAGGGCAUUGUGCAUCGCGACAUCAAACCGCCUAACCUGCUCCAGACAUUCGACUAUCGGGUCAAGAUCUCCGACUUCGGUGUCUCAUACCUAGGACGGCCUUUGCACGAAGGCGAAAACGGCGAAGAAGUCAGUGAGCAGGAUGCACAGGACUUCGACGAGGCAAAAGAACUUGCGAAGACUGUUGGCACACCCGCUUUCUACGCUCCGGAACUCUGCAUCACCGACCCAAGCGAAGAUCCGCUCCCGGUUACGAAAGCUAUUGAUGUCUGGGCGCUCGGCAUUACUCUGUUCUGCAUGCUGUUUGCGCGGACGCCUUUCGUAGAUACCGAGUUCGUUGUGAUGCGUCAGAUUGCAGAUGAAGAAGUUUACAUCCCACGAAAGCGACUAUCACCGGUGAGUGAGAAGGGUGACUCUCGGCCUCCUUCACACGGCCGCGCCUUUCCACCACAUCUCACUGGACGCCGAGAUCCACUUGCCCUUAUGUAUGAGGAAAUCGACGACCAUUUGUACGACCUGCUCAAGCGGCUGCUGACGAAAGACCCAAGAAAGCGCAUCACGCUGGAGGAGGUGCGCCACCACCCUUGGCUUGCCGCAGAUCUGCCGAACAGAGCCAAAUGGCUCGAAGAAACGGAUCCUUCUCGUCAGAGUCAAGGCAAGAAGAUUGAAGUUUCGAAUGAGGAUGUCAAGACCGCCGUUGUGCCGUUGCAGUUCCUCGACCGUGUAAGGUCCGGCAUUAAGAAGGUCACGGAAAGGCUCGGCUUCGGUGCCAGCAGCGAAAAGAGCAAGACGCCCGGUCGCGCCCGAGCGCCUUCCACUGCUGGGCAAGGCGCCACGGCUCCCUCAUCACCUGCAGCUUCCGCGAACUCAUCCAGCAGCACGCUGAACAUGGAGCAUCGCCGGAGUAGUCUCCGUGGCGAUGAGGACAUCUUCUCUGCUCUGAAGGCUUCGCGGCAGGGUGAGCGAUCAGGAGAACAUCCACUGUCUAAGAGCGUGGCUGCCAGCCCUGAGACCGAACGAAGCGAGCCCUUCUUGGCCCCGAACAAAGCGCACAUGCAGCCUGGGACCGCAUCAACCGAUCUAAAACUUCGGCCAACGGUGUCACGACCCAGCCCACCCGAGCGCUCCAAGACGAUCAUGUCGACGACAAGCUCGGGCCGCACUAUGAAGCAAUCUGACAUCGGCAGGGGCCGAGAGUCGCCACCCCCAUCUCCCGGUCUGCCGAGCACGCCCAUUGCGCUUGCAUCACCGGGCGGCUCCGGACUACAGUCUAUCUUCAGUAGCGGUGCCGCCCGUCGCGCACUGAAGAGCUUGCGGGAAGCGAGCAUACCAAGGAGUGAAGUGAGAGGGCGCUCACAGGACCGCGUGUCGAUACACUCCAUCGAUGCGCACGGAGAACCCACCCUUGCUCUUAGUCAGACCAGCGCAGAGGGUCUCGUCAACCCACCUCAGGCGCUACAAGACAUUGCCCCGAAAAGCAGCGCUCCCAGCAGCAUUCAGAACAGCCCAGUCGGCUCCAGAUCGCACUCUGUCGUCUCGUCGCCACAGGAUCGUCUGCAGCCGCUACCUAACUUCCCGUCUGCACUAUCUCGUAAUAGCUCGGGUGGAUCGAUAAGAUCGAUCAGCAGGUCCAGCGAAGCACCGGUAGCAGUUGCGAGCCCACCAGUAGCUAUUGCAAGCCCCGUGGCGUCUCAAGCCCGCGAAGCCAUUGGAUCAAGUGCUGCGGACUGGCAACGUGCGGAGGAUGAGCACAUCAGGAAGAUCAUCCGCGAAGAGCAGGAGAAGGCUGCACGCAUGACGAGUGCUUUCGAUGACCGUACCUGCCCGCCUAGUCCAGAUGAUCAAAGGGUGAAGCGGCGACAGUCCCAGCACCCUCCGCCGCUUGAACUAUCUACCCCAGCGUCAUCACACGAAACUAGCCCGACAGGCCAGAUUUCGCAACUCCCCGCGGCUAUGGUGUCGAGCUCAUCGGACUUUGGCUCGGCGGUCUCCAUGUCGGUGUCGAACCCGUCGAUACCGUCUGUCAUCUCAGAGGCCUCUUCAAUCGAUCCAGCGGACGGUGCGCCGCUUGAGGAAUUCGAGUCGAAGCGGAACGACUCCUCCGGUGACACUCUCAACCCCAAGCCCUUGAUGAUCGAAGAAGAAGAGGAAGCGGUCGACGAGGGCUACAGCCCAGACCAGGAUCAAGCUCUCGACAGCGACAACGAAGAGUAUGAGGAUUCCUCGGACAGUGACGGUGGUUUAGUCAUGUCGAGGCGUAAAUCGAAGUCCUCGCACACCGGCGGACGUAGCGGAGGCCAUCCAUCCGCCGCUGAGAAAGCCGGCAUGAAGGAACGACGAGGUACCGGCUGGUCGAAGAAGUCAAGCCGAAGCGGCAGCAAUAAUACCAUGAAGAAAGUUCGCACACCGGACAGCGAGGAUGAGCGUAGCAGAGACUCGCACGAGCUCCGCGAAGAAGACUGA
Messenger RNA from Baudoinia panamericana UAMH 10762, 4233 nucleotides. RefSeq lists its product as uncharacterized. Gene Ontology annotation, biological process: intracellular signal transduction; protein phosphorylation. The record is from RefSeq and is a predicted model, not a curated record. The coding region runs from base 1 to 4233 and encodes 1410 amino acids. Gene Ontology annotation, cellular component: cytoplasm. The transcript has 4 exons. Lineage: Eukaryota; Fungi; Ascomycota; Dothideomycetes; Mycosphaerellales; Teratosphaeriaceae. Gene Ontology annotation, molecular function: ATP binding; protein serine/threonine kinase activity.